AUGGAGGCCGCGAGGGAGCUCACCCUCGACGCCGCCCAAGCUACUCGCAGCAGUCGCACGAGCUCCCGACUGCUCGACCGAAACCAGAUGCGGAAGCUUCUCGACAGCCGAAACGAUCGCGAUGUGCUCGAAGGUCUACGCCGUGUUGUUGCCAUGAUGUACCGAAAUCAAAAGACCUUUCCCUUCUUUUCCUCGGUUGUCAAGAACGUCGCAUCGCCCAACAUUGAAAUCAAGAAGCUCGUAUACAUCUACCUCAUCCACCAUGCCGAGCAGGAGCCCGACCUCGCCCUCCUCUCCAUCAACACGAUCCAAAAGUCUCUCUCCGACACCAACGCCCAGGUCCGCGCACUGGCCCUCAAGACCAUGUCUGGCAUCCGUGUGCCCGUCAUCAGCCAGAUUGUCUCCCUGGCUAUUAAAAAGGGCGUCGCUGAUAUGAGCCCGGUCGUCCGCAAAGCCGCUGCCCUCGCCAUCCCCAAAUGCUACCGACUCGACCCGAGCCAAGCGCCGCAGCUUACCGAGUACUUAUCGACGCUGAUUGGGGAUAAACAAUACUUUGUUGCCGGCGCGGCCAUUGCUGCGUUCUUGGAAAUGUGUCCCGAUAGGAUUGAUCUUAUUCACAAGCACUAUCGCGGCCUGGUUCGCAAGAUUGUUGACAUGGACGAAUGGAGCCAGUUUGCCGUGCUGCGACUGAUGAGCUUUUACGCGAGGAAAUGCUUCCCCAGACCAAAGACGGCGGCCUCGAAAAACAAAGAAACAGGGGCUGCUUCUGGAGAUGCCUUUUACAGCGAAUCAAGAACCGAGGAGGCUGAAGGGGGGGUUACCAUCGACCCUGAUCUACGCCUGCUCUUAAACGCCAUCCGCCCUUUGCUGCAGAGCCGAAACUCUGGCGUGGUGGUUGCUGUCACCCGGUGUUACGUCGAGAUUGGCACAGCCGAUUAUGUGAAGCUCGCUGUCGGUCCUCUUGUUGCGCUUAUGCGAGGCCCCCAGGAUAUUCAACAGCUCGCAUUGUACAACAUCGUGUCCGUGUGCUUAAUGCGACCGAAGGAUUUCGUCAAGUACUCUAGCCACUUCUUGGUUAGAGCAACAGACUCGGCACCCGUAUGGGAGCUCAAGCUGGAAGUCUUGACUCUCAUCUUCCCACAUAGUCCGCCGCAUAUCAAGAGCCUCAUCCUCAAGGAGCUCGAGCACUUUUCUCAAGGCACAAAUAAAGCCCUUGUACAAGAAGCCGUUCGCGCCAUUGGCCGAUGUGCACAGGCCGAUGCCACCACUUCGCCCCGCUGUCUGAAGCUUCUUUUAAGCCAAAUUACUAGCCUUGAUGGCACGCUUGCGGCAGAGUCUCUCACCGUCAUUCGGCACUUGAUCCAACAGAACCCAGAUGACCACGUUGGCACUGUUGUGCGUCUGGCCAGGAACCUAGACUCGGCCACGGACCCCCAAGCGAGAGCCACCAUCAUCUGGCUGGUCGGUGAAUUUUCUGGUCUAGACGGAGAAGAUAACAUUGCACCAGAUGUGCUGCGAAUUCUUCUCAAAGAUUUUGCCCACGAAUCAGAAGCUGCCAAGAGACAAAUCGUCCUCCUUGGCGCCAAGGUCUAUCUACAUCACAUCAAUCGCCGCACGGAAGCUGAGAAAGACAAGGCUGCGGAGGAUGACCCCCCUCAGCCACUCGAGACGCACCCUAUUGAGCGCAUCUGGGACUACCUGAUGCUCCUUGUUAGAUAUGAUACAUCCUUCGACCUGCGUGACCGCGCAAGGAUGUACAGAUCACUUCUAUCUGUGCCACAGCUGGCUACACUGAUGCUUCUGGCCCCCAAACCAGCACCGCAGGCGCCAAGCCCGUCAGAAUCUAGAAAGGGAUUCCCUCUCGGCUCUUCCACGCUCGUACUCGAAGGCGGCGGCGGUCUCCAUGGGCUGAGCGGCUAUGAGGCGCUGCCCGAUUGGGUCGCGCCGGGCCGAGAGCCUGACCCGAGACUACGUGAACAGGAUGAUGGGCAGUAUUCGCGAUAUGACAGCGAUAGAGGUCCUGCGCCUGCUGGUCAGGCCCUAGACGAGGCGGUACGAGCGGCACCAAGCAAGUCGAAUGGUAUUGCAGAGGGUCUGGGUACCAAGUCGCUCGACGACUGGCUUGCGGAAGGCGACGAGGAAGAAGACAGUGGCGAGACAGAGGAAGAAACAGAAGAGGAGUCUGAAGAAGAGGAAGAAGAAUCUGAUGAGGAGGAGGACGGGGAAGAGGAAGAGGAAGAAGAAAGUGAAGACGAUGGAGAGAGCGCUAAUUUGGUCAAGACAUGA
This is a messenger RNA of Akanthomyces muscarius, 2286 nucleotides long. RefSeq lists its product as uncharacterized. The coding region runs from base 1 to 2286 and encodes 761 amino acids. NCBI's taxonomy places the organism in Eukaryota, Fungi, Ascomycota, Sordariomycetes, Hypocreales, Cordycipitaceae. The transcript is spliced from 3 exons. Gene Ontology annotation, cellular component: membrane coat. Gene Ontology annotation, biological process: intracellular protein transport; vesicle-mediated transport. The record is from RefSeq and is a predicted model, not a curated record.